AUGUCUGGUGUCGAAACGGCGUUCCCGACCAAGAACAAGGGGAAAGGAAAGGCUGCAGACGUUUCUGAAGAGGUGGACAACUUGCCAUGGGUCGAGAAAUACCGGCCUGUGUCCCUGGAAGACGUCGUCUCCCACCAGGAUAUCACCACGACCAUUGACCGAUUCAUUGAAAAGAAUCGCUUGCCACAUCUCCUAUUCUAUGGACCUCCUGGUACCGGAAAGACAUCCACCAUUCUCGCCGUUGCACGUCGGAUAUACGGAUCCGAUUACAAGAAACAAAUUCUAGAGUUGAACGCAUCCGACGACCGAGGCAUUGAUGUUGUCAGAGAACAAGUCAAACAGUUUGCUGAAACCCGAACCCUCUUCUCAAAGGGAUACAAGCUGAUCAUCCUAGACGAAGCCGAUAUGAUGACCCAACAAGCUCAAGCUGCACUGCGCCGAGUGAUUGAACAGUAUACAAAGAACGUUCGCUUCUGUAUCAUCUGUAACUACGUCAACAAGAUUGCUCCUGCAAUCCAGAGUCGAUGUACACGAUUCCGCUUCUCGCCUCUACCCAUUGCCGAGGUCGAGAAGCAGGUCAACAGAGUCGUCGAGGCAGAAAACGUUCAAUUGACGCCUGAAGGAAAGCAAGCUCUCCUGAAGCUCUCAAAGGGUGAUAUGCGGCGAGCUCUAAACGUUCUUCAAGCUUGUCACGCUGCCUACGAUGUGAUCAGCGAGAGCGAAGUCUACAACUGCACAGGCCAUCCUCAUCCACAGGACAUCGAGGCCAUCGUCAACUCUAUGCUUUCCGACGAGUUCACUACCUCGUAUCAAAUGAUAUCCAAACUGAAAACCGAGCGGGGUCUUGCACUGCAAGAUCUGAUCGCCGGGGCUUACGAGUACCUCGAAACGAUCGAAAUAAAGCCAAACGCCCGAGUCUACGUGCUCGAUCUAUUGGCUACCACCGAGCAUCGGCUGUCAACAGGUGGGAAUGAGAAAAUGCAACUCACGGCCCUUUUGAGCGCUUUCAAAGGUGCUGUCGAAUUGUCAGCAAGGUCGGCUUGA
Coprinopsis cinerea okayama7#130 is the source of this 1044-nucleotide messenger RNA. RefSeq names its product DNA replication factor. Gene Ontology annotation, cellular component: Rad17 RFC-like complex; Elg1 RFC-like complex; DNA replication factor C complex. The record is from RefSeq and is a predicted model, not a curated record. NCBI's taxonomy places the organism in Eukaryota, Fungi, Basidiomycota, Agaricomycetes, Agaricales, Psathyrellaceae. Gene Ontology annotation, molecular function: DNA clamp loader activity; ATP binding; DNA binding. The coding region runs from base 1 to 1044 and encodes 347 amino acids. The transcript is spliced from 7 exons. Gene Ontology annotation, biological process: DNA repair; DNA-templated DNA replication.